Messenger RNA from Diachasmimorpha longicaudata, 2308 nucleotides. RefSeq names its product pleiotropic regulator 1-like. The record is from RefSeq and is a predicted model, not a curated record. NCBI's taxonomy places the organism in Eukaryota, Metazoa, Arthropoda, Insecta, Hymenoptera, Braconidae. Gene Ontology annotation, cellular component: precatalytic spliceosome; Prp19 complex; catalytic step 2 spliceosome. The coding region runs from base 970 to 1962 and encodes 330 amino acids. The transcript has a single exon. Gene Ontology annotation, molecular function: protein binding. Gene Ontology annotation, biological process: mRNA splicing, via spliceosome.
CUCCAUCUCGACUUAAUACCCAAAAAGUCCGGUUCCGGAUUGUGAUUCGCACAUUUUUAGAUCAGAACUUCAUUCCUCUUCAAUAUUAACCCAUUUUCACUAAUUAACAAUAAAAGUUACCAAUCAACUAUUCAAAUAAAUCAUCUAUUGAUACCCAAAUAAGCAGCAUUAAAAUACGAAUAAUCAAUGAAUAAUUGAUUGAAAACGUGGGAGCCAAUUUUAAAUUUCCCCCGCGCGCUUGACCGUCUAGCGUAAUCGGAUUACGAACUUACACUCCAGCUGAGACGUUCCAACCGCAUCAGAACCAGAAGAAGUACUACUCCCUUAUAAAAAUAACAAUUGAUACUCCGUGUUAUUUAGACUUUAGAAUUAAAAAUUUAGAAUUCAGACCUUUUAAUGUAUUUUGAAUCCCAAUGAUGAAUCGUAGUAUAAUUAUUUUCUUACUUAUUUUCUCUAUUGAAAUAAUUUUAAUUAGAGCUGAUAAAAAAAAAUGAAACAACCACAUAACGAGAUAUUGAAAUUUAGAUUAAGUUAUAACGGAUUUUUAAUAUUUAUAUAUAUAUAUACCGACCAAUUAAUUUUUAUGAUUGUAAAUGAUAUUUCCAAUCUUAAAUGAGGAGCUGGUGUAUACCCCAACUACGUCUGGCCCAACUCUUAAUCCCAUCAUUAACCCUGGCGCCACUACGAAUUUUCUGCAUUUCCUCCAUCCCCUCCAUUUCGUCCAUCCCCUCCAUGUUCUCCUUGUGUCCUCAGGUAAGGCUCUGAGUACUCUAACAUCAUUCUUGUUAAUCAGUUAGAUCCCGAACUUCACCGAGAGCACUGAGUCCAUUCUAAGAUCAGAAAUCUCUGUAGUAAGAAUAUUUAAAAGUUGAGUGAAUUUGCCACCAUCGCAGUGUUCAGCAGUCGUUCCAGCCAACGAACCAGCCAUCAACAACCGCAGUGACUCUACUCAUCAAAAAGUCUUCCACAAUGGCCGCACCGAAAUGUCACGCUCAGUGGAAGUUGUACCGAGUCAUCAGUGGACAUCAGGGAUGGGUUCGCUGUUGUGCGGUGGAACCUGGCAAUGAGUGGUUUGCCACAGGAUCUGGGGAUAGAGUGAUAAAAAUCUGGGAUCUCGCUAGUGGCGUUCUGAAAGUCUCCCUGACUGGACACAUCAGUAGUGUCAGAGGUUUAGCAGUGUCUCGUAGGCAUCCGUACUUAUUUUCAUGUGGCGAAGAUGGACAAGUGAAAUGCUGGGAUUUGGAAUACAAUAAAGUAAUUCGUCAUUAUCAUGGACAUCUGUCAGCCGUCUACUCCAUGGCACUUCACCCAACAAUCGACGUCCUGGUGACAGCUGGUCGAGACUCCACAGGACGAGUCUGGGACAUGCGAACCAAAGCAAAUGUUCACACUCUAGUGGGACACACAAAUACCGUCGCGAGUGUUAUCUGUCAAGCAUCCGAGCCCCAGAUAAUCACUGGAAGUCAUGACUGCACCAUCAGAUUGUGGGAUCUGGCUGCUGGUAGGAGCAGGGUGACCCUGACUAAUCAUAAAAAGAGUGUGCGAUCAGUGUGCUUUCAUCCUACGCAAAAUAUGUUCGCUUCGGCUUCCCCCGACAACAUUAGACAGUGGAAAUGUCCUGAUGGAACGUACCUUCAGAAUUUAUCUGGACACAAUGCUAUCGUCAAUUGUCUGGCUGUUAAUGAGGAUGGAGUAUUGGUCUCGGGGGCUGACAAUGGCACGAUGCACCUCUGGGACUGGAGGACUGGCUAUAACUUCCAGAGACUGCAGGCCCCUGUACAGCCUGGAUCCAUGGAUAGUGAGGGUGGCAUCUUCAGCGUCACGUUUGAUAUGUCUGGAACUAGGAUGAUCACCACUGAGGCGGAUAAGACGAUCAAGCUUUAUAAGGAGGACAAUACUGCCAACGAGGAGACACAUCCGGUCAAUUGGAGACCACAUGUCAUUAAGCGAAGAAAAUAUUAAUUCAUAAGACAUUUCUUUAGAGUAUUUGUAAUGUAUAAUUGUAAAUAAUUUUAUAAAUAUAAGGGAUUUUUAUAAAGUAUGGAAUGACCAUCAAAAACAAAAUCUUGAGGCGUUCAAAUUUAUUUAUAAUGAGUUAUUCGCUGUGCAGUUUGUAUAAAAAAUGAAAAUAAAUGAAUAUUAUAAUUGACGAGGACAUUUCAUUGGAUUUAUAAUUCCUCGUCGAGAUGAUAAUUUUCUUCUGGGAAAUGACCUGCUCUGACGGAGGCCGGCUUCACAAAGCCACCAUAUUUGGAGUUAUUUGAUUUUACAAACUCAGGUUCAGGGACUCCUCUACUUUAUUUUUUAA